AACAAUAACAAAAGUGAUUCCGGCCGCACCGGCGCGCGGGCACAGUCGGGCCACAUUUCUCCUUUACUAUCAGUGGAUUUAUGCAUUUAAAAUAGAAGAUAUUUAGUAUUAUUUGGAGUUAAAAGCAAAACUUAGUAGAUGGAGUGAUUAAAAUGGACAAAAGCGGAGGAGAGUUUGGAUUUAUGUGUCCGAUGAGAAGAGAAACUGGAUUUGGCUUUGUUCUGCAUUCGGUUCGGGUUAAAUGUUUAUAUUUUCACUGUCUAAAAAGCUUUUUAACCUAUACAAUUACGCAUUUAUAGCAAGUUUAGUAACGGUAAUUUAAGAUAUACAUAUAAGAAUGUUUGUUUGAAAAAAUACCCCAACAACAUCAACAAUUUAGCAUUUAUUCUUAAUUAUAAUUUUGUUUGUUUUGAUGCACUUUAAAGAUUAAAAUUGCUUUGCAAUCUGUGUAUAUUCAGAUAUUUAUUAUACACCGUACAUUUUAUGCUUCUCAGCCAUUUUCAAUAGCACUUCCCUAAACAAAGGACUCAUAAUUCAAAAUGUAUCAUGCGCGUGCUUAUAAUGCAUCUUUUAGGUUUAUAAAUAGCAUGCAUGGCCUAACUUUUUAAUGCAAAGUGUCAUUGUAAAGUUGAUAGUUUUGUUCCACAAACUGUUGACCUAGAUAUUGGCUUUGUUUUGGCUCAGAGACUCUAAAGGCCUGUUUUUAAAAUGCUAUUCAUGCAUUCUGUGUCUACCUGUAUGAAACCUGGCAGAAGAUGGCUGAUACAACCAUACAAACUCCAGUCCUCACUAUUUUAUGUGCAAUUUGACUCACCUCUUCUGGAAAGCAUUCAUUAGUUCCCAUAUACUAAGCCUUAAAGGUUGAAGAUAACCCCAGAGAGCCCAAGUAAACCCUGCUGUUUUAACCCAGAUAUGUCUGAGAGUUGUAUAUCGGGUCAGACCUCGGAGGACCUCUUGGCUGAUUUUGAGUCUUUGUUGAAUAAUGGCAGUAUUGAUCUCAGUGAGGAUCAUCAGAUUGUCAUCAUCUCCACUCCCAACACAGCCACGACCAGCACUGCAGCGGGGGACCUACUGCUGUUCGCCACCCCACACAAUACCACCAGCACCACCACAAAUCUGCCCGACCUCAGGAGACCCACCCUGGGCAGACCACCGGUAAAGAGAAAGUUAGAUUUGGACAGUGAUCACCAGUACAUUUGCACCUUCCGACCCACUUCACAUGGACCAGCACCUCCGGCCACGCCCGCACCACCCAGAGUGCCUAAAUUGGCUACGGAGAAAUCUCGCUAUGACACGUCGCUGAAUCUGACCACCAAACGCUUCCUGGACCUGCUCGCUCAGUCACCUGACGGCGUGGUUGACCUGAACUGGGCCUCUCAGGUACUGGACGUCCAGAAACGGCGCAUUUACGACAUCACCAACGUCCUAGAGGGCAUUCACCUGAUCUCCAAGAAGUCCAAGAACAACAUUCAGUGGCUGGGUAAUCGUAUAGAUGGAGCGUCUGUGGCGAGAUUUCAGAAGCUGCAGCAUGAGUUAUCUGAACUGACAGAGGCGGAAGAAAAACUUGAUGAGCUCAUUAACAAAUCCAGCCUACAACUACGGCUCCUCACAGAGGACACCCAUAACAAGAAGUUGAGCUACAUCAGAUGUCAAGAUCUGCGUAACACUGUGGAUCCUCCAGAUCAGAUCGUCAUGGUGAUCAGAGCUCCACCGGAAACGCAGAUGCAGGUGUCUGAACCCAGUGAGGGUUACCAGAUCUCUCUAAAAAGCUCCAACGGUCCGAUCGAUGUGUUUCUGUGUCCAGAGGACAGUUCUGGGGUUUGUAGUCCUGUCACUGAUUGUAGUCCUGCUAAAUCAUCCAGUCAGAGCCCCCCACAGCCUGACCCUGCCUCACAGGAAGUGACAUCAACAUCAUCUGCACUCCCUAGCUCCUCCCCUCUGCCUCUGGGUACUGACUCGGACUCGUUUCUGGACUCUGAUCCUUUUUCUGGCAUUUGUGAGAUGCCGGAUUUCGACUUGUCUCCGUUGGACUCUGACUUCCUGCUUGAGCGGGGCGGGGUGGUGGAAGGGCUCGGCCUCCCAUUGGACAGUUUCAUCUGCCUCUCACCCCCACGCAACCAGGACUACCACUUCGGCCUGGAGGAGCACGAGGGCAUCAGCGAGCUGUUCGACUGCGAUUUUAGCGACCUCGGUCCUCUGGAGUUUUGAGAGACAGAUUUAAGUGUUGAUUUCCCCUUUUGCUCUCGAUUCUCGGUGUGAACAGGAAACAGAUUCCACAUCGCUUCACUUUUCAAUUCAGAUUCGUCAAUCCGGCUCUAGUCGCAGCACUUGCCAUUUAAUUUAUUUAUACAAAUAUUAAGUCACCUUCACUUAAAUUUGUGAAUUUGUUGUACAUUUAAUGUUGUCGCGAAGGUUUUAGGAUGUUGUAAACGUACCGAAUAGAGGUUUAAAUAUAUAAACUGACGAGGUUUUAUGGAAUAUAUCUCAGGAGUAUCUUAGAGUAUUUCAGAUGAGUGAUAAUGUGCUAGUUAUUUAGGUUAUGGUUAUGUUGCAUAGGUUGGUUAUGCAUGCUGCAUGAUAAUCGAUCCAUCAUCGUUCAUAUAUGAUGACAGAGGAUUGUUUUAGAAAUUACAGGCGCAAAAACCCCAACAGACUGCAAAAAAAAAAAAAAAAUGAACUAAAACUGCCAGGAUCCAGGACUAAAUGGAAGUGGACCAUCAAGCUAAACAUUAUAUAUGUCAAUAUUCUAAUCACAAUUCUAUUCACACAUUCUAUCAUGCCACAGACGUUCUGUAUCUUUUUAAGCAUUUAAAGUCUGGUUUUCUUUGAUUUUUAUUACAGGGGUUGUUCUGUAUUUACUGGAAUAAGACUUCAUUCAUAUCUGCUCCUGGUACAGUUAUUAUAUUCCCAUAACAAUUCUCUGUUUUGUUGUGUAUUUUGUGUUGUAUUGCCUGCGCAUGUGUGUAAAUGUUCCCAUACUUUCCAGACUCAUCUUGAUAUUUCAAAAAAGCACUAUAUAUUUUUUGUCUUUAUUCCUUUGGUCUUUUUCAGGAGUCCAGAUAUAGAAAUAUAAUAUCUUGGAUCAAACUUGAUGGAGUUAGUUAACUGUGCAACAUUUAAUUUGAGGCCUUGAUGUUGGGUGUUUGAGAAGAAAUUCCUCUCAAAUUGUGCUACGUCAGAGGACGUAUGAAAUAUAUAGUCAUGUUUGGGUUAGAAUGAUAUGAUAUCUUUUGUAGUGGGAUAUUUAAAUGCAGUUUGGUAGCAUAUAUACAGUAGAGUAGAUAUAAAGGACUCUGGAGUUCACGAGGACAAUGUUUUAUAAAUUCUUCACUUUAUUUAAAUGUAUAAUUUAAUGCAGAGUUUUGCCUUAUUCUGUUUUCCAAAGGCAGCGUUUGUUCUUUGGUUAUGGAUGUGUUUGGACAAAAUUUAAAUCACAAAUCUGUGUGUCGUCCGUUGCACUAGUUUUGUGUAAUUUGAUGUUCAUAAGAAGGUUAAGUUGCUUAUAAAUCGUGUUUUAUUGUAGUUUUAUUGAUUUUUGUUCUUUUGGUUGGCGUUUUCUUAGGUUGAGUUGUCUGGGACAAUUCUUAUGACAGAAUCAAGCGCUUUGGUUUAGGGAGUGUGACUAGUGUUUCAAUGCAUCUAAAUGUAUAAUGGCAAUAUUUUGGUGAGAUGGAUUUUCUCUGAAGUGGACUAAAGCUAAAGAAUGUGUAUGCUUUUAAAAUUAAAGGUUUUUUUGCAUGGAAAGAUAUGCAAAAAUUGUUCCUAUUCCCUGAAAGAUAUUACUGAAAUAAGUGUUGUAAGAUAUUUACCUGUCUCUGUGACAGCUCUAGACUCUGUAAACAGCAAACAAAAAUCUGUCUGCGGACAAUGACGCUUUCGACUUGUCAAUUAUUUUGCACGUUUUCAUAGUAUUGUAGUUGCAGCGAAUUAUUGAGGCUUAAUGCCAUUUUUAAGCCAUGUUGUUCAUAACAGUUGUCUCUUGAGGGCGCUAUUUUGCUGCUUUUGUUUUUACAGCCAUUUCUGCAUGAUGUCGGACUCAAAACUAAUUUGGUAUCUUUAGAGUGCGGGGUUUUGGGAAAAGGGAGCAUGGCUCAGUCUCAUGGAAGUAGAAAAGGCUGAAAUUGCUUACAGCUCCUUUAAGUAACAAAAAAAUCAUUUUGAAAUGUAGAGAAUUUGAAACGAGAAUUAUUAUGAUGUUUGUGGUGUGAUGUCAGUUAUCCAUGUGUAAAAGCUUCACAGUAUCAACUGUCAAUCAAAAUAAUUUUAGAUUGUGUUCUGAAAAUGACACAAACUCUUUGCCUUCAUACACUGGAGUAAAAUCUCUUGUGCUUUAGUGAAAAAUGAAAAGAUCUUUAAAGGUCAUUUUCUUUAAAGCAGUAAAUAAGAUGUUACUUAAUUUUUAGCAUGUAUGCAUGAAGAUAUGAAGAAUUUUACCUGACAUUUUCAGGAAAUUAA
Molecule: messenger RNA, 4455 nt
Organism: Myxocyprinus asiaticus (Chinese sucker)
Lineage: Eukaryota; Metazoa; Chordata; Actinopteri; Cypriniformes; Catostomidae
Gene: e2f1
Product: E2F transcription factor 1
Exons: 7
Coding region: 913-2208 (431 amino acids)
Biological process (GO): G1/S transition of mitotic cell cycle; regulation of transcription by RNA polymerase II
Cellular component (GO): Rb-E2F complex
Molecular function (GO): protein dimerization activity; RNA polymerase II cis-regulatory region sequence-specific DNA binding; DNA-binding transcription factor activity, RNA polymerase II-specific
Source: RefSeq, a predicted model, not a curated record